Racocetra persica is the source of this 434-nucleotide messenger RNA. Lineage: Eukaryota; Fungi; Glomeromycota; Glomeromycetes; Diversisporales; Gigasporaceae. The record is from the annotation of a GenBank genome assembly.
UAGAUAGACGGGCUCGUAGUAUAGUCAUUAGUACAAACGUUAGUAUUGUCUUAGAUAUAUACUCUACCUAUACUAGACGAAUUGGAUGGUAUAAAAAUAAUGGAAUAUUAUCAAAAAUUUUAGCAAUAAUGGUUCCUUUGUUAAGUAUGAUAGGACUUAUUGAAAUAUACAUUGAAGUUAACAAUGAUAUUGAUCAAUGUAGAAGCUCAGAUAAUUCACUACAAAGUUGGGGAAUAACAUGUUUAUUAUUUGUAAGUGAUCAUCCUAUGUUAGAAAGUUGUGCAGAUGAUAUAGGAAUAAAUGGGAAAGAUAUUCUAAGAUUGGUUAAAAAUCAUUCUAAUAAAGCUAUUUUUUGUAAACUGGCAGAUAAGUAUCAAAUAUCAGUAGAAGAAUUGAAAAAUAGAUUAAAUCGUCAUGAAAAAUUGAUUCUGUGA